AUGGAGGAAUUAAAGAAAGCGUUGAAACUCCAAGCGAAGCUGUACAACUCAGAGACGGCAUACGUCAGCAUAUCGACAUUAGACAUGGGUCGAAAAUAUCCAAUCACUGAUUUAUCCAAAGUCCAGUCGGCAUACGGUUUGCGCAUAUUGGUUAGCCUUCAAGGAGAUCGGAGGAUAUUGAAAACAUAUCUACCUAAAUCUAUUAAGUUGAGUGAUUCUUAUAUUGACGGUUUCAUCAAUCGGGACAGAAGGUCGGUUCUAUAUUUAAUUUACAAGGGUGUAAAAUCUAAUGGGGCGUAUAAAAUCGAUUUUGAAUGA
Molecule: messenger RNA, 318 nt
Organism: Macrosiphum euphorbiae (potato aphid)
Lineage: Eukaryota; Metazoa; Arthropoda; Insecta; Hemiptera; Aphididae
Source: the annotation of a GenBank genome assembly